Hylaeus volcanicus is the source of this 477-nucleotide messenger RNA. RefSeq names its product brefeldin A-inhibited guanine nucleotide-exchange protein 3-like. The record is from RefSeq and is a predicted model, not a curated record. The annotation marks the transcript as partial. The transcript has 2 exons. NCBI's taxonomy places the organism in Eukaryota, Metazoa, Arthropoda, Insecta, Hymenoptera, Colletidae.
GAACAAUUCGUGGAGGAGGUUCACGGAUCCGGAGUCUUGGUUUAUUUGUCAGCGACUUGGCUGUCCGAGCUUUAUCAACAAGUGUUGGCUUGCAAUCUGCUGGAGAAGUGCGGCUACAAUCCUCGCUACACGGAGAACAGUGCGUUGAUAAACGUCCUCACGGACGUCGACGGGAUCCCUGGGAGUCAGAGAGGCGGGCAGCUUCUAUCCGACUACAUAAGGCUCGAGAAGGCUCAGCUGUCCCGCAGCGAACCUACGCCGGAAGCCGAAGCAGGCGCUAAGCUCUCCAGGAGAGUGCUGACCUGUUGUUGGGGAAGUAUGAUGACUGUUUUAACGACAGGAUUGAAUCCUCCGAAAGAAGAGAGUAACAAAGGUAUCCUGAAUCGAGACGGAGGCAGAAGAGGUAUCAGGGACACCGUGAUUUUGUCUUUGGAAGGUCUUCACAAAGCUGCGAUCCUGAGCAACGUACUCGGUUAA